Larimichthys crocea (large yellow croaker) is the source of this 5948-nucleotide messenger RNA. RefSeq names its product sodium channel, voltage-gated, type IV, alpha, b (gene scn4ab). Gene Ontology annotation, cellular component: plasma membrane; voltage-gated sodium channel complex. The transcript is spliced from 31 exons. The record is from RefSeq and is a predicted model, not a curated record. Gene Ontology annotation, molecular function: voltage-gated sodium channel activity. NCBI's taxonomy places the organism in Eukaryota, Metazoa, Chordata, Actinopteri, Sciaenidae. The coding region runs from base 140 to 5494 and encodes 1784 amino acids. Gene Ontology annotation, biological process: neuronal action potential; membrane depolarization during action potential; sodium ion transmembrane transport.
GAGAGAGAGAGACAGGUAGUCAGACAGACAGACAGACAGACAGACAGACAGACUCACUGUGUCGAUAUUUACUGGAAUAAUAUUGGAAUAAACAACAGAAGGAGGCGGUUGCUAGGUGACAUUGCUGCAUGAUGAGAGGAUGGCGCCUACAUUGCCCCCUGUUGGUUCAGAGGUGUUCAGACGCUUCACGCCAGCCUCACUAGAGGAAAGCCAACGCCGAUAUGAAGUUGAGGAGAAAGAGCGACAGAGGAGGAAGGAGAAGAACAUAGAGAUAGCAGAGGAAGACCUUCCUAAACCAGCCAGUGACCUGGAGGCCGGGAAGCCCGUCCCAUUCAUCUAUGGAGACCCACCCCCUGAACUUCUCAACACCCCAUUGGAGGAGCUGGAUCCCUUCUACCAAUCACAGAAGACCUUCAUCGUGCUCAGUAAAGGAAACGUCAUCUACAGGUUUAACGCUGAACCAUCCUGUUACCUGCUGAGUCCGUUCAACCCUCUGAGGAUUGUUGCCAUCAGGAUCCUCAUCCACUCUUUAUUCAGUUUGUUCAUCAUGGUGACAAUUCUGACCAACUGUGUGUUCAUGACAAUGAGUGAUCCUCCAGCAUGGAGCAAGACCGUGGAAUAUGUGUUUACAUUCAUCUACACAUUUGAAGCAACAGUCAAAGUUCUGUCCAGAGGAUUCUGCAUCGGAGGGUUCACCUUCCUCAAAGAUCCCUGGAACUGGCUGGACUUCAUGGUCAUCAGCAUGGCGUACCUGACAGAGUUCGUAGAUUUGGGAAACGUUUCUGUGUUGAGGACGUUCAGAGUUCUUCGGGCUCUGAAGACCAUCACAGUCAUUCCUGGUCUGAAGACAAUUGUUGGAGCUCUCAUCCAAUCAGUGAAGAAGCUGGCUGAUGUCAUGAUCCUGACAGUAUUUUGCCUCAGUGUCUUCGCUCUGAUUGGUCUGCAGCUCUUCAUGGGAAACCUGCGGCAAAAAUGUGUCUGGAUGCCACCACAUCUGCUUAGCAACUACACGUCUGACACUGGUUACAAUGGCAAUGACACCCAUGGCAAUGAUACGGGAAACAGUGACUUUGAUUUCUAUGAGCACAUCAACGACCCAGAAAACUACUACUACCUUCCUGGUCAUCUUGAUGCUCUGUUGUGUGGAAACAGUUCUGAUGCCGGGGUCUGUCCUGAGGGUUAUGUCUGUCUGAAGGCUGGUCGAAACCCGAACUACGGCUACACCAGCUACGACUCUUUUGGCUGGGCAUUCCUGGCUCUGUUCAGACUGAUGACCCAGGACUUCUGGGAAAACCUCUUCCAGCUGACGCUGCGAGCCGCAGGUAAAACCUACAUGAUCUUCUUUGUGGUUGUCAUCUUCCUCGGCUCGUUCUACCUCAUUAACCUCAUCCUGGCUGUGGUCGCCAUGGCGUAUGCUGAGCAGAAUGCAGCCACCAUGGCUGAGGCCAAACAGAAGGAGGAAGAGUAUGCUCAGAUCCUGGAGGCGCUGAAGGAGAGAGAAGAGAAGCAGGCGGCCUGCAGGGCGGAGCUCUUAGAGAAACAAGAUUCAGCACCACAGAAGAAGAAUUCAUUUGAAGAAAAGGACCACGAGCAAGAACACACUGCCAUGGGAGACUUCGAGGAUGACCAGAGGCCAUGUCCUCCUUGUUGGUAUGUCUUCGCCAACAUCUUCCUCAAGUGGAACUGUUGUGCCUGUUGGUGUUCGGUCAAAAAGUGUCUCUACACCAUCGUCAUGGACCCCUUUUUGGACCUCGGCAUCACCAUCUGCAUUGUCCUCAACACCGUCUUCAUGGCCAUGGAGCACUAUCCAAUGACGGAGGAGUUCGAGGAGCUUCUGAGUGUCGGAAACCUGGUGUUCACAGGGAUCUUCACAGCUGAGAUGGUCCUCAAACUUCUCGCCAUGGACCCGUAUUUCUACUUCCAGGUGGGUUGGAACAUCUUUGACAGCAUCAUUGUUACAAUGAGUCUGGUGGAGCUGGGAUUGGCUGAUGUUAAGGGCCUAUCUGUGCUGCGCUCCUUCCGAUUGAUGCGAGUCUUUAAGCUGGCCAAAUCAUGGCCGACUCUAAACAUGUUGAUAAAGAUCAUUGGGAACUCAGUGGGGGCUCUGGGGAACCUCACUCUGGUUCUGGCCAUCAUCGUGUUCAUCUUUGCAGUCGUCGGUAUGCAGCUGUUUGGAAAGAACUACAAAGACUGCGUCUGUCGCAUCGCGCUCGACUGCGAACUUCCUCGCUGGCACAUGUACGACUUCUUCCAUGCCUUCCUCAUCAUCUUCAGGGUUCUGUGUGGAGAGUGGAUCGAGACCAUGUGGGACUGCAUGGAGGUUUCAGGUCAAGCCAUGUGCCUGAUCGUCUUCAUGAUGGUUCUUGUUAUUGGAAACCUUGUGGUCUUGAAUUUGUUCCUGGCCUUGUUGCUGAGCUCGUUCAGUGGUGAUAAUCUUGCAGUUACAGAAGAUGAAGGAGAAAACAACUUGCAGAUCGCCAUAAACCGGAUCAAUAGGGCUGUGGCCUGGACCAAAGCUUGGAUCCUGGAACAUGUCCAGACUUUAAUGGGAAAGAAGAGUCACAUUAACCCAGACCACACUGCAGUAAACACUGAGGAAGAUGACAGAACAACAAAAGAGUGUUUGGCUUUGACCUUCAUGACCUUGGACCAGUCAGCUUCAGAGGUUGAGCCCCAUCAUUGUAGCCAUGACAACUGGACCAGCAGCUACCACAAUAUCGCAUCCCUGAGGGUCCCUAUUGCAGAGGCCGAGUCUGACUGUGAGACGCCUGACGAUGAUAAUAACGAUGAUGAUGAUGAUGAAAAGGAGGAAGAGGAGGAAGAAGAAAAGCUCUCCCAAGGUGACGAGUCGUCAGCCUGCAGCACCGUGCAGAAACCUCCUGAAGUUCAGGACAUUGAGGACGAUGAAGAUGAUAAUGCAAACACACCGGAGGACUGCUUGACUGACAAGUGUUACCAGCGCUGUCCUUUCCUGGACAUAGACACAUCCCAGGGCAGAGGGAAGGUCUGGUCUAAUUUCAGGAGAACCUGUUUCUCCAUCGUAGAACAUAACUACUUUGAGAGCUUCAUCAUCUUAAUGAUCCUGAUGAGCAGUGGUGCUCUGGCCUUUGAGGACAUUUACCUGGAGCAACGUCGGGCCAUUAAGACAAUUCUGGAGUAUGCAGACCAGGUGUUUACCUACGUGUUCGUGGUGGAGAUGAUUCUCAAGUGGGUCGCCUACGGAUUCAAGACUUACUUUACCAAUGCCUGGUGCUGGCUUGACUUCCUCAUUGUGGAUGUGUCUCUGGUGUCUUUGACAGCAAACAUCUUGGGAUACUCUGAGCUGGGACCCAUCAAGUCUCUGAGGACUCUGAGGGCUCUGAGGCCCCUGAGAGCCCUGUCUCGCUUUGAGGGCAUGAGGGUGGUGGUGAACGCCCUGGUUGGAGCGAUCCCAUCCAUCUUUAACGUGCUGCUCGUCUGUCUCAUCUUCUGGUUGAUCUUUAGCAUCAUGGGCGUAAAUCUGUUUGCAGGAAAGUUUUAUUUCUGUUUUAACGUGACGUCUGAGGAAACAUUCCUCUCUGAACUCGUCGACAACAAGACCGAAUGUUUCGCUCUGAUGAAGGAUAACCUUACUGAUGUCCGCUGGAAGAAUGUUAAAGUCAACUACGACAACGUAGGGAUGGGAUACCUGUCUCUGCUGCAAGUGGCCACUUUUAAAGGCUGGAUGGACAUUAUGUACGCUGCCGUCGACUCCAGAGAUGUGGAGUCCCAGCCAAUGUAUGAAGCCAAUCUGUACAUGUACCUUUACUUCGUCUGCUUCAUCAUCUUCGGCUCCUUCUUCACACUCAACCUAUUCAUCGGAGUUAUUAUCGACAACUUCAACCAGCAGAAGGCAAAGAUGGGAGGAACAGAUAUCUUUAUGACUGAGGAGCAGAAGAAAUAUUACAACGCCAUGAAGAAACUGGGCUCCAAGAAACCUCAGAAACCUGUUCCACGACCUGAGAAUCAGUUCCAGGGUCUGGUCUUUGACCUGGUGACUAAACAGUUUUUCGACAUCUUCAUCAUGGUGUUGAUUUGCCUCAACAUGGUGACCAUGAUGGUGGAGACAGAUGAGCAGAGCGCGGAGAAAGAGCUGAUCCUGUACUGGGUCAAUGUUGUCUUCAUUGUCAUUUUCACCACGGAGUGCACGCUGAAGGUCAUCGCACUCCGCCAGCAUUAUUUUGCUGUUGGCUGGAAUAUCUUUGACUUUGUGGUCGUUAUCCUGUCCAUCGUAGGCCUCCUCCUUGCUGACAUCAUUGAGAAGUACUUCGUCUCACCCACGCUCUUUCGUGUGAUCCGAUUGGCUCGUAUUGGCCGAGUCCUUCGCCUGAUUCGUGGAGCCAAGGGGAUCCGGACACUGCUGUUUGCCCUGAUGAUGUCACUUCCUGCCCUAUUCAACAUCGGCCUCCUCCUCUUCCUCAUCAUGUUUAUCUUCUCCAUCUUUGGCAUGUCUAACUUUGCCUACGUAAAGAAGGAGUCCAUGAUCGAUGACAUGUUUAACUUCGAGACAUUCGGGAACAGCAUGAUCUGUUUAUUUAUGAUCACCACGUCAGCCGGAUGGGACGGUCUGCUGAAUCCCAUCAUGAACACGCCACCAGACUGCGACCCUGACAUGGAGAACCCAGGAACCACAGUCAGUGGGAACUGUGGCAGCCCGGCACUGGGCAUCGUCUUUUUCACCACCUACAUCAUCAUGUCCUUCCUGGUGGUGGUUAACAUGUACAUCGCUAUCAUCCUGGAGAACUUCAACGUGGCCACAGAGGAGAGCAGUGACCCUCUGUGUGAGGAUGACUUUGAGAUGUUUUAUGAAACCUGGGAGAAGUUUGACCCAGACGCUUCACAAUUUAUACAAUACAGUAAACUGUCAGACUUCUGUGACACUCUGAAGGAUCCUCUGAGGAUUUCCAAACCAAACACCAUCAAACUGAUCCAAAUGGAUCUGCCUUUGGUUCCUGGAGACAGGAUACACUGUUUGGACAUCCUGCUCGCACUCACGGCACAGGUUUUGGGAGAUUCAGGAGAAAUGGAUGCUCUCAAAGCCAGCAUGGAAGAGAAGUUCAUGGCCAACAACCCCUCCAAGGUGUCAUAUGAGCCGAUCAGCAGCACUCUGCGGAGGAAACAGGAAGAGGUGGCAGCAACAGUGAUCCAAAGAGCAUACAGGAAACACCUCCUGCAGCGAACCGUCAAACUGGCGUCCUACAAAUACAGAGAGAAAACAGGAAGGCAAGAUGAGGAUGUGGAGUUGCCCCCAGAGACAGAAGGACUUCUCUGUAAACGAAUCAGUCAACUGUACGGAAAUGGUGUGAAGACAGAGGAGCCCGGGGAUCCUCCUGGCCCUGGAGGUGAUCCUGCAUCAUUGGCUGGGGAUCCUCCCGCCCGAGUGGAGCUUCAGAGUGAAUUUCUCCUGCAUACUGCUCCUCCUCAAAAUGCUCCUGACUUCCUGCGAGAUGAGAACCUGAGGGAGUCUACUGUCUGAUGGCAUGGAUGUUCUUCCUGUUGUCCUGUGUACCUGUGGUGUUUCCUGUCAGAAGACUCACCUGUUCUGUAAAGACUUGGCAGCAUUCACCAGUUUGAUGAGUGAACACUGUGACCGUCCAUCAGUUCUGUGUUCCUUCUGGCUUUGAAAAUGUUUUAUGACUGUGUCACUUCUGUUUGUGUUGAGGUAUUCUAGGAGUUUUUCAUCUUCUGACACAUGAACAUAGUUUAACUGUUUAUCCAGGUUAUUAGUGACAAUUAUUGCGUUAAUCUGUGAUUGGACACCAUUAGCCCAGGUGAUUGUUAUCUGUUCGCAUGCUGAUCACCUCAUAGGUCUGACUGGUUCUGCUUUGACCAGGAAAGUGUUUGAUGAACAUUUAAGAUCACCAAUCAUGUGCUGUUAUGAAUCUGACACAAACUAACCACUCAAACAAUAAAGUUUUUUUUAAAACAGA